Messenger RNA from Debaryomyces fabryi, 1542 nucleotides. RefSeq names its product Ngt1p (gene NGT1). Lineage: Eukaryota; Fungi; Ascomycota; Pichiomycetes; Serinales; Debaryomycetaceae. The record is from RefSeq and is a predicted model, not a curated record. The transcript has a single exon. Bases 1 to 1542 code for a protein of 513 amino acids.
AUGUCAGAAAAAGAAGCUAAUACAAACGUUGAACUUGAUAGCAGUGUUGAGUCUUCUGACAAUUAUCACCACGAUGAUAGUCAUCUUGAACUCAAGAAACAUACGCCAGAAGAAAUAGCUUCAUCUGGCAAAUGGUACGAUCGAAGAUUGAUUCCUGGGCUUCCCCAAUAUUCUGACUCGAUGGUUCAGAUUAUAAUGCUUUCAUUUGUUCUUUUCAUGACACCUGGUAUGUACAAUGCGUUGAGUGGUAUCGGUGGUGCAGGUAUAUCGGAUAGGUCAACGGCAGAUAAUGCUAAUGUUGCGUUAUACUCAUGUUUUGCAACUAUUGGGUUUUUUGCUGGUACUAUUUGUAACUAUUUUGGUAUUAAGGCUUGUUUGAUUGGUGGAGGUACUGGUUAUUUUAUUUACUCGUCGAGUUUAUUAUGUUUCUAUCAUACUCAGAACAAAGGGUUUGUUAUAUUUGCUGGUGCCUACUUGGGUAUUUGUGCCUCUUGUCUUUGGGCAGCUCAAGGUACGAUCAUCUUGAGUUAUCCUACCGAAGAUAAAAAGGGAAGAGCCAUUAUGGUGUUCUGGGUGAUAUUUAACUUGGGUGGUGUUAUCGGAUCCAUCAUUCCAUUAGCUAACAAUAUUAAUAAUAAGGGUUCAGCAGUUGGAGAUAGUACCUAUAUUGCAUUCAUGGUUUUGAUGUUCUGCGGUUCACUCAUAGCUAUGUGUAUGUUGCCAAUGAACAAGGUUUGGAAAUCAGAUGGUACUCGUGUCAUGAAUAAGAAGUUCCCAAGUUGGAAAAAGGAGCUUGGUGAUUUAUAUCACUUGUUGAUUUCUGAACCAAGAAUUUUUUUCAUAUUCCCUAUGUUUUUUGCUUCGAACUGGUUCUAUACAUAUCAAUUUAAUGAUUUCAACGCUGGUCGUUUCAAUAUUAGAACCAGAUCCUUAAAUUCGUUGCUUUACUGGUUAUCUCAAAUGUUUGGUGCUACUAUUUUUGGAUCUAUUUUAGACUUGAAGUACUUCCGUAGAAGUGCUCGUGCUAAGCUUGGAUAUAUCAUAUUAACUGUUGUAUCUUUAGCUAUUUGGGGAGGUGGAUUAAAAUUUCAACUUGGCUUUACAAGAGAAGAUGUCACAAGCCCAGAUGCUGCUGGUAAAAUCCCACCUAAACUUACUCCAAUUGAUUUCAAAGAUGGUGCAUAUGUUGGACCUGUGUUCCUUUAUAUAUUCUAUGGUAUCUUUGACUCCAUGUUCCAAACUUACUUGUUUUGGAUUUUAGGAAGUAUGAGUAAUAAUCCUAAGAAGACUGCUUUAUACGCUGGUUUUUACAAGGGUCUUCAAUCCGCAGGUGCAGCGAUUGUAUGGAGAUUAGAUGCUUUGGAAAAACCUUACAUCGACUUGUUUGCAAGUUCUUGGGCUUUGGUUAAUGGUUCUUUGCUUAUCGCAUUGCCAUUGGUCUGGUUUAAGAUUACUGAUCACACAGACAUUGAAACCGAUGGCUUGACUGAAGUUAUAACAGAAAAUGAAAUUAAGUCAGUUAAAUCCAUUGCAGAGGUUUAA